This is a messenger RNA of Nothobranchius furzeri (turquoise killifish), 5252 nucleotides long. Lineage: Eukaryota; Metazoa; Chordata; Actinopteri; Cyprinodontiformes; Nothobranchiidae. The record is from RefSeq and is a predicted model, not a curated record.
UGAGUUUGCGCUCAUGCCCCCAGGGCAUCGUUUUAUGUAUCCUUUAAGCCUGCCGCACACGAGAGCAAUCGGCUGAGCUAACGGUCAUUCGAGGCUGAUUGCUCUCAUGUGCGGGAGGCUUUAGGAAAACAAAUUGCUGCUCGAACUCUUUAGUCCCUUCUGUUAUUAAACUGUUACAUCUGGAAGGAGGUGUCUAAGGAACAUGGACCCAGGGUGGUGGAUAUUCAGCACUAGAGCCUCUACGUCUGUUGUAGUGCUGCUAGUCAUACACAUGAUUGACUGUUUGUACAAUGUUGUUUUCGUGGUAUGCUACAAACGAAAAGUUUCCCGAAUCUGAAUCAUUUUAACAUCGCAGGCUGUUAGAAGCUCCUCUUUGGCUGAUCAGAACCAAAGCGUUGGAUCUUUAAUCUCCUGCGUUGUUCUGAAGCAGCAUCUUAAUCAGCUCUCCUGCUUUGUUUCUAUUGCAGCUGUUAGCUAAACACGGCUAAAGAAAACCUGCUACCACUUCAGGAUCAUCCAUCAGCUGGGACUGCUUCAUCAGCAUGGACACAGAUGUUCAGCAGCUGGUGCUGGUUAAAGAAGAAGCUCCUGGUGAGGACCAGCAGGACCCAGAACACCUCCACAUAAAGGAGGAACAGGAGGAACUCUGGACCAGUCUGGAGGGAGAGCAGCUCCAUCUGAAGGAGGAGACUGAUGCUGCCAGGUUUCCAGUCACUGUAGUUACUAUAAAGAGUGAGGAUGAUGAAGAGAAACCUCUGAUCUCACAGCUUCAUCAGCAGCAACUAGAAGACAGAGAUGUUCCAGCCUGCAGCUCAGCUGGUGGAGGAGCAGAAACUAGCAGGAACCCAGGUCUGAACCCUCAUGAACAGACAUCUGAUUCUUCAGAGACUGAAGUUAGUGGAGAUGAUAAAGAGGAUGAUGAUGUGAAUCUAGACUCUGAGCUGUCAGACUCUGGGUCAGAAACGGGAGACGUUGACUGGAAUGAAAGCAGGUCUUCUGAGUCAGAUGUUAAGGCUGUCAACACAUCCUUUAGCUGCCUUGAGUGUGGUAAACAGUUUCUCCACAAGCGGUCUCUCCAGAGACACGUAGGAGUGAUAACGUAUUCAGCUAAAAGGUCUUCUGGGUCAUGUUUAAACCUUCACACAAGAGUCCACACAAGAGAGAGAGGUUUUGUUUGUGAGCCGUGUGGGCAAAGGUUUACCUGUAAGACACGUUUAAAGAGUCACAUUAGAGUCCACAAAGGACAGAAGCCUUUCGCCUGUGAACUCUGUAGACAAAGAUUUAGUCAUAAGGCAAGUUUAGAAAGUCACAUGACAGUUCACACAGGACAGAAGCCUUUUGUCUGUGAGCUCUGUGGACUAAGAUUUAGGCUAAAGACAAAUUUAAGCAAUCACAUGCAAAUCCACACAGGACAGAAGCCUUUUGCCUAUGAGGUCUUUGGACAAAGCUUUAGUCAUGAGACCCAGUUAAGCAAUUGCACGAAAGUCCUCACAGGACCAAAACCUUUUGCUUGUGAGCUCUGUGGACAAGGAUUUAGUCAUAAGACAAGUUUAAACAAUCACUUCACAGUCCACACAGGACUAAAACCUUUUGCCUGUGAGCUCUGUGGACAAACAUUUAGACAAAAGACAAAUUUAAGCAGUCACAUGAGAGUCCACACAGGACAGAAGCCUUUUGCCUGUGAGGUCUGUGGUCAAAGAUUUAAUCAGAAGACACAUUUAAACACUCACAGUAGAGUCCACACAGGACAGAAACCUUUUGCCUGUGAGCUCUGUGGACAAAGAUUUAGUCAUAAGACAACUUUAAACAGUCACAUUAGAGUGCACACUGGAGAGAAACCUUUUGACUGUGAGCUCUGUGGACAAAAAUUUAGUCAAAAGGGAAAUUUAACCAUUCACAUGCGAGUCCACAGAGGACAGAAGCCUUUUGCCUGUGAGCUUUGUGGAAAGAGAUUUAGCCAAAAGACAACUUUAAACAUUCACAUUAGAGUCCAUACAGGACAGAAGUCUUUUCCCCAGGGGGUUAUUGACACCAGUUUGUAGGAACAGCGGCUGUCAGGAACUGUUUAUGGUGGUCAGGUGUUGGUGAUCAGAUCGUUAGACUCAUAUCCUUUUUAGGGACAGAGAGCAGUGUUUUAAGUGGGCUGUGUUCAGCAGCAUCAUUACCGUCACUUCAUAAACUCCCAGUAUACCGGGACUUUGUGUACUGGUAGAUUUAUGAAAAAAUAUCUGUCUCUCCUCUAAACACCCGGCGUCUGCAGUCGUUGUCCUUCCCCUAGCGUGCCCCUCCCGUUGUGCCUGUCACGCGCUCCUUGAGGCAUAAUUUCAGAUUCAACUGAUCUGUUCUGUGGGGUACCCCAAGGCUCUGUUUUGGGUCCACGGUUGUUUCUGCUGUACAUACACCCUCUUGGGCAGAUACUUGAUUCUUUUCGUAACGUCUCCUAUCACCUAUAUGCAGAUGACAUUCAGCCGUACUGCCCCUUUAAGGAUUCUGAGUUCUACAAACUGUCUGAAUUACUAGGGUGUCUAUCAGCUACCACCAGCUGGCUAGAAGAUAACUUCCUCCAGUUAAACUCAGAAAAGACUGAAUGUCUGAUCAUGGCCCCUGAGAGCAUGCUUCCCCUGAUUAGUCUGAAACUUGGUCAUUUAUCUUCUUCCGUCAGGACAAACUUAAGGAAUUUGGGUGUUUUUGACCAACCAAUGUGUCUUGAAGGUCACUCAAAAACGUUGGUCUGAAACUGUUUUUAUCAUUUAAGAAAUAUCUCCAAACUGUGAAGGUUGGUGUCAAAACAUGAACUAGAAAGGAUUAUCCAUGCCUUUAUCUCCUCCCGUCUAGAUUACUGUAACACACUCUUCACAUGUUUUAACAAAAAGCCCUUGACCGCCUUCAGUUGGUCCAGAACUCUGCAGCGAGGCUCCUAACUGGAGCAAACAGAAGAACACACAUCACUCCUAUUCUGAUGUCUCUGCACUGGUUACCCGUUAACUUUAGAGUUCAUUUAGAGUCCUGACUAGAACCUUUAGGGCUCUACAUGGUCAAGCUCCUCCCUAUAUUACUGAACUGUUAAAGCCUUAUGCUCCAACCCGAGCCCUCAGGUCCACCCACCAGAACCUUCUAGAAGUCCCAAAGACCAGAUAUAAAAGUCGAGGUGAUCGCUCCUUCCAGAAUGUUGCACCCCGACUCUGGAAUGAUCUCCUUUACCCUUACGCAGCGUUGACAGUCUGGAACCUUAAAACACAGCUGAAGACCCUUCUAUUUAAAGCUGCUUUUAACUAAACCUUUUAUUUUCUUAAUUUUAACUCAAAUUUUCAAUCUCACCUGUUUAUGAAAUUUAAUUAUUUUAUGAGUUAAUUUAUUUCUGAUGUUAAUCUAUUUCUAUUUAGAGAGCAUUUUGAUUUUAUGACUUUAUUCUUUAUUUUGUUCAGAUCUAUGUGAAGCACUUUGUGGUUCUGUCUGUGAUGAGUGCUGCAUAAAUAAAAUGUUCUUACUAUUUUGCAUAAAAGGCGCAUCGCUGCUAUGAGGCGUGCUGUCCAUACGGCUUCGUCAUCAGCUCAGGCAGAGGAGAGAAAAAUAGUAUUAAUUAUGAUUUAUGAAAUGUAUAAACUUUUACUUCUGUCUGACGUCUGGUUCAUAGCCUUUAAACCAGUCCAUGAUAGCAAUAGUUAUUACUGGUGUACAGUGAGGAACAUAAGUAUUUGAACACCUUGCGAUUUUGCAAGUUCCGCUGAUGCGGCACAGAACCAGCUCAUUUAACCGCACCUAAACCUUAACGUUUCACUAUUUAUAACCUUCCCCUCUCCCUCAUCCUAACCUUAGCCCUCUUGCUACCUAAAACGUUACUCUCACUGUGAUCAAGCGUCUGUUUCCCAUGCAUUCUGACUGAAUUUUCAUAUUUGCCGCCCAAGAGGAACGUUAGAACAUACCAUCUGGCGAGGGGGAGGUUACACAUACCCUCUACUUUUAACCUCCACCGUGGUAGUUGAAACCUGCCCCUCGCAUUGGCUCGGUCCAAACCCGACCAAUGACGAGGCGGCUCCCGCCGUUCACUUCAUAGAGCUGAUCGACACAUCACUGUGUUCGCUAGCAAGAUGGUUAAGGUUAGGAUAGGGGUGAGGUGCAAUGAGCUUGUUUGGUGCCCUCGCUGCGGACAUCCCAUCGCGUCAGUGUAACGCUGCAUUGGGAUCUGCAGUCAGAAAAGGGAAAAAGCCCUUUUCGCACAUAAGUAACAGAACAGGGCACUUUUGGCGUCAGGGGUCUGAGGCGGAGGGUGGCUGACCAAGCGUUUGUUUUUGACGCGCUGGGAGUGAGAAUGUGUUGCAACACAAUUUAACGUCAGUCGAGGAAUCCGUCAGGGGUGUCCGGCUUCGCCACUACUUUUCAUUAUUGUAAUGGAACUUUUAGCUAUUUUCAUGAAACACAAUCCAAAUAUUCCAGCACUGAACUUGAUGGGAGCCCCAUUGAUCAUAAGUCAAUUAGCAGAUGAUACUACACUAUUUUUAAAGAACACGUCACAGGUUCCUCUCACACUAAAUGAAAUUUCAUUAUUUUCAAAGGCCUCUGGUUUGUACCUGAAUAUCAGAAAAUGUGAAUUAUUAAAUAUUCAUGACUGUGAACCCAGUAUCUCUCUUAACAUAGCUAUUAAAAGUGAAAUUAAAUAUUUGGGUAUUAUAAUCUCAAAGAAUACAAAUAAUAGAGAAAAUCUAAAUUUUGAGCAUAUUACCCAGAAAUCUAAAAAGAUCCUAAUCAGCUGGUUACAAAGAGACCUCUCCAUCUUUGGACGCGUCUUACUUACCAAAACAGAAGGUAUCGCUCGACUGAUUCAUCCAUCACAAUGCUUAUAUGUUUCCAAUAGACUAAUCAAUAAUAUAAAUCAAAGUAACUUUAAUUACAUUUGGAGAAACAAGCAACAUUAUAUUAGGAAGAAUGAUGUAGUGAAAUCAUUUGAAGAAGGAGGUUUGAAUGCGAUUGAUUUUGAAGCAAUGGAUGGUUCCAUCAAACUCAAAUGGUUGCAGUCUUUCAAAAAUAACUCAAACAGUAUUUGGUUUUAUUUCCCUAAAAUGAUUUUCGAGAAGCUUGGUGGCAUUGAAUUUCUCUUAAAGUGUGACUUUGAAAUUUCCAAAUUACCUAUUAAAUUAUCUAAUUUUCAUAAACAGUACUGGAAAAUGAUUUACAAGCAUCAUUUUUCUCCACAUACAAAUUCAGUUUGGAACAACAGAUGUAUAUUGCUAAAAAGAAAAUCCAUUUGUUAUAAG